This is a messenger RNA of Mucor velutinosus, 1224 nucleotides long. RefSeq lists its product as uncharacterized. The coding region runs from base 1 to 1224 and encodes 407 amino acids. Lineage: Eukaryota; Fungi; Mucoromycota; Mucoromycetes; Mucorales; Mucoraceae. Gene Ontology annotation, molecular function: flavin adenine dinucleotide binding; electron-transferring-flavoprotein dehydrogenase activity. The transcript is spliced from 3 exons. The record is from RefSeq and is a predicted model, not a curated record. Gene Ontology annotation, cellular component: cytoplasm.
AUGCCACAAACAAAUCACACAAAGCUCAUUAUCCUGGGGGGAGGCGCUGCAGGAAUCCUGAUUGCCAUGCAACUUGCGAAGACGAAAUAUCUCGAGAUUACAUUAAUUGAUAACAAAUCCUUUUAUGAAUAUACUCCAGCGCUCUGUUCCGUCUUGUUUGAGGCUUCAGACAAGGCAUUUGAGCAGCAUUUCAAUAGCAUCACUUUUGAAUAUGCGCCCUAUCUCGCGAACCUCAAUGUCAAAUUCAUUCUCGGAAAAAUUGCAUCAAUCAAGGAUGGAAAAGUUCAUUUGGUCGAUCAAUCGCAAGCAAUCGACUACGACUAUGCUGUCAUAUGUACAGGAUCAAGCUACGCCGAUCCAUGGAAAACUGCUGCACCAGAUGAUGGCAGUAUUUUGGACCUAACAACUCGAUUCAAUUUCUUACGUCAACAGAGACAAAAGUACCAAGCAUCGCAAGACAUUUUAUGCAUUGGUGGUGGCCCAGUGGGCGUCGAAACUGCUACGGAAAUAGCGUGUAGAUCGCCUACAAAGAGAAUUACACUUGUCGAUGCGAAUGAGAAUGUGCUUGCAAGCGCUCCCUCUAAUAUCGGUCGAUAUGCUCAAACCAUUAUCGAUGCCAAACCCUCCAUCCGAAGUAUUCACAAGGAGAAGGCGACUGAAAAGGAGAAGAGAGGCAACAAGUCAAUCUUUGAAACAGAUAAAUCACAUACAAUCAUCGAAGCAGAUCUCGUAUAUAACUGCAUCGGUGUCACUCCUAAUUCUGGAUUUCUCGAUAAAGAAUGGCUGGACGACAAGAAGCAAGUUGUGGUGGAUGAUACACUCAAGGUGCGCGGCACUACCAACAUUUUUGCUGUGGGCGAUGUCAAUUCCAUGCAAGAGCCUAAAAUGUUCUACACUGCACACAUGCAAGCUGUCCAUUUUGUAAAAAAUAUGCGUCGUAUUCUGAAGAACGUAUCUCGAGAUGAGUUGUUAGUUCCAUAUCAAGGCGCCAAGAUUAAUAUGGUGGUCUCUAUGGGUCCUUCGUACGCUGUAGGACAUGUAUCUGGCAUAAACCUUACAGGCUGGCCUCUUGGCACCAAGAAUGGUAGUCGAAUUGCUGCAGUGACCAAAUACUUUAUUGAACGUAUAACGAUGAAUGAUCUUGGAUUGAAGAUUCCAGUCAAUAAUUUGUUAUAUUAUACUCAAGAAAAGGGAUAUGGCGGUCUUCAUCCACACUCAUCAUAA